ACUACACUUCCCGGGGGCCCUCUCGGCAGGGAGCCGAACCUUUUCUAGCGAGCACCACACAAGUCUUCCCCGAGUCGGUUCCGCCGUAAAGGUGACCUGACUACCAGAGCCUCCUUUGGCAGGUGCAGAACUUGUCGGCGCAAUUCGUAAUCAUGUCUGAACCAAUCAGAGUCCUUGUGACUGGUGCAGCUGGUCAAAUCGCAUAUUCACUGUUAUACAGUAUCGGAAAUGGAUCCAUCUUUGGUAAAGACCAGCCUAUAAUUCUUGUGCUGUUGGAUAUUACUCCCAUGAUGGGUGUUCUGGAAGGUGUCCUAAUGGAACUGCAAGACUGUGCCCUUCCUCUCUUGAGAGAUGUCAUCGCAACAGACAAAGAAGAUGUUGCCUUCAAAGAUCUGGAUGUUGCUGUCCUCGUGGGCUCCAUGCCAAGAAGGGAGGGCAUGGAGAGGAAAGAUUUACUGAAAGCAAAUGUGAAAAUCUUCAAAGUCCAGGGUGCAGCCUUGGAUAAGUAUGCUAAGAAAUCAGUGAAGGUCAUCGUUGUGGGAAACCCAGCCAAUACCAACUGUCUGACAGCUGCCAAGUCAGCUCCAUCCAUCCCCAAGGAGAACUUCAGCUGCCUGACUCGCUUGGACCACAACCGAGCUAAAUCUCAAAUUGCUCUUAAAGUUGGUGUGUCCUCUGAUGAUGUAAAGAAUGUCAUUAUCUGGGGAAACCAUUCCUCCACUCAGUAUCCGGAUGUCUGCCAUGCCAAGGUGAAAUUGCACGGAAAGGAAGUUGGUGUGUAUGAAGCUCUGAAAGAUGACAGCUGGCUCAAGGGAGAAUUCAUUACGAAUGUGCAGCAGCGUGGCGCUGCCGUCAUCAAGGCUCGGAAACUGUCCAGUGCCAUGUCUGCUGCAAAGGCCAUCGGUGACCACAUCAGAGACAUCUGGUUUGGAACCCCGGAGGGGGAGUUUGUGUCUAUGGGUGUUAUCUCUGAUGGCAACUCCUAUGGUAUUCCUGAUGAUCUUCUCUACUCAUUCCCUGUUGUAAUCAAGAAUAAGACCUGGAAGUUUGUUGAAGGUCUCCCGAUUAAUGAUUUCUCACGUGAAAAGAUGGAUCUUACUGCAAAAGAACUGACAGAAGAAAAGGAAACUGCCUUUGAGUUCCUUUCCUCAGCAUGACUAGGCCAUCAUUUUGAUGUGAAUAAAUACCCAAAAGCUGAGGAAUCUAAAUGUCGUCUUUGACUCUAGUGCAAAAUAACAAUAAUGCUGUACUUAAAGUACUUGUGAAAAAAAAAACCCAAGCAUUUUAAAGAUUGUGUGUUUAGUGGUACAGAUUUGCAAGCGAACGUCUACAAUCAUGCUGUUAUAGCUACAUUCAAAAUAAAAAUAUAUAUUCGCGUGA
This is a messenger RNA of Perognathus longimembris pacificus (Pacific pocket mouse), 1380 nucleotides long. It is a transcript of the gene Mdh1, whose product is annotated as malate dehydrogenase 1. The record is from RefSeq and is a predicted model, not a curated record. Gene Ontology annotation, molecular function: L-malate dehydrogenase (NAD+) activity. Gene Ontology annotation, cellular component: cytosol; mitochondrion. Bases 153 to 1157 code for a protein of 334 amino acids. NCBI's taxonomy places the organism in Eukaryota, Metazoa, Chordata, Mammalia, Rodentia, Heteromyidae. The transcript has 9 exons. Gene Ontology annotation, biological process: tricarboxylic acid cycle; malate metabolic process; oxaloacetate metabolic process.